Molecule: messenger RNA, 603 nt
Organism: Rotaria sordida
Lineage: Eukaryota; Metazoa; Rotifera; Eurotatoria; Philodinida; Philodinidae
Source: the annotation of a GenBank genome assembly
AUGGAAACACAAAACAUUGAUACACGUAAAAUGACCGAUCAAACGUUCCCAGAAAUUGUUCGUGGUAAACUAAUUCAAUCAGCUGGAACAUGGUUCGAUAAUAAUGAACCUAAUUUCAACAAAUGGUCGGAUUUCGAAACUGCAUUUCGAAAUCGAUAUUUCACUACAACAUCAACUCACAAGAAAUUUGAUACAUUAAAACAAUGUAAACAAUUACCGGAUGAACCGAUUACGUCUUAUUUUGAUGACAUUAUUAAUUUAUGCCGGGAAAUUGAUUCAAAUAUGUCAGAAAAAAUUAUUAUUCAAUAUUUAAUGAGUGGAAUUAAUCCUGAUUUUAGGAAGGAAUUAUCAAGACGUGAAUCAUCUAUCAAUACAUUAAAUGAAUUUUUAAAAUAUGCAAAAACUGAACAAGAUUUAUACGAUACAUUUGGUAGUCUAUCACUUGAUUCACAACAACGUUAUUUUAAUUAUAAUCACCCGUCAAUUCCAUCAUUAACUGCUACCGUUAAUCAACCAAAACAAUAUUAUAAUACAAUGAAGUACAACAAUCCUGUUUCACAUUCAACACAAUUACAGAUAGAGAUGCACCAGUCCCAGUUCUGA